UCAAUGGAAGAAGGUUAUCUUUUAGAGGAGUGCUUGACAUUUUGUUCAAGAUAUAUGGAUGAUGUAGAAACAAAAUUCAACAAGCAAGAUAGAAUUUAUGAUGAUGAUGGUGAUGAUGAUAUUAGUUCAACUGACUGCCUUCCUAUAUUCGGGAUAAGAGGUAGAGCAUUUGGGAAGGAAAAUCCUCGUUUACUUAGUACAAAGGAAUGGGAAGAAAUUCACUAUUAUGUGUUGAACAAUUGUGAAGAAGUGCAACCAUUCAUCGAUGAGUACAAUCGCGAUGCGACAAAUGCCACGGGGAUGGUUUCUUCACGUAAAAGAAAAUUCAUUCAAUGGUUUAGAGAUCAAGUCACAACAUUGUCUAAGAGAAAACAUCCAAGUGCUACCAAUAAUUUAAUAUCAUUAGCACAAGGUCCAGAUCGUGCGGUGGUGUCUGUCAAUGGAUACAUGGUUAAUGGGUCGAUGUAUCGCACUAAGGACAGUGAAAGGGAGAGAGAAACACAAAAUAACGGCGUUGUUGUGAAGGGAGAAAGUGGAGCUUCAAAUCUAGAAUAUUACGGCCUUUUGCAAGAAAUCAUAGAAGUUCAAUAUAUUGGACGAAAUCGGGUCAUUUUGUUCAAAUGCGAUUGGUGGGAUGUUCAUACCCAAGGCCAAGGGAUCAUUACAGAUUCUUUUGAGUUUGUAAGCGUCAAUACCUCAAAAGUGUUGGCUAAUGAUCCUUACAUUUUAGCUUCUCAAGCUCAACAAGUGUUUUAUGUCGAUGAUGUUGUGAAGCCCAAUUGGAAGGUUGUAGUUAAGACUACACCAAGAAACUCCUAUGAUGUCCCGGAGCUAAAUGAAUAGAACGAAGCUGAUUAUAUGCUCGAUAAAU
Molecule: messenger RNA, 871 nt
Organism: Spinacia oleracea (spinach)
Lineage: Eukaryota; Viridiplantae; Streptophyta; Magnoliopsida; Caryophyllales; Amaranthaceae
Exons: 3
Coding region: 4-843 (279 amino acids)
Source: RefSeq, a predicted model, not a curated record